Molecule: messenger RNA, 3089 nt
Organism: Lepus europaeus (European hare)
Lineage: Eukaryota; Metazoa; Chordata; Mammalia; Lagomorpha; Leporidae
Product: peroxisomal bifunctional enzyme
Exons: 7
Coding region: 61-2232 (723 amino acids)
Biological process (GO): fatty acid beta-oxidation
Cellular component (GO): peroxisome
Molecular function (GO): (3S)-3-hydroxyacyl-CoA dehydrogenase (NAD+) activity; NAD+ binding
Source: RefSeq, a predicted model, not a curated record
GAAAAGUGGCGUCUCCCUGCAGCGAGAGGCAGCGGUGGUGGCUUAGGUGACAGAGGAAACAUGGCUGAGUACUUGCGGCUGCCCAACUCCCUGGCGCUGAUCCGCCUCCGAAACCCUCCUGUCAACGCCAUCAGUUUGGCUGUACUCAAUGGCAUAAGAGAAGGCCUGAAGAAAGCUGUAACAGAUCAUACAGUAAAAGCCAUUGUGAUUUGUGGAGCAGGUGGCAAUUUCUCUGCAGGUGCUGAUAUCCACAGCUUCCAGGCUCCUAGGAGCUCUGGCUUCGGGUUGGGACAUUUAGUAGAUGAAUUGUCGAGAAAUGAGAAGCCUGUGGUGGCAGCUAUCCAGGGCGUGGCCUUGGGAGGAGGACUGGAGCUGGCCCUGGGCUGUCACUAUAGGAUUGCCCAUGCACAGGCUCGAGUUGGCCUCCCAGAAGUCACACUAGGACUUCUUCCUGGUGGGAGAGGAACGCAGCUUCUCCCCAGACUCAUUGGGGUUCCUGCCGCACUUGACUUAAUUACCUCAGGAAGACAUAUUUCAGCAGGGGAUGCACACAAGCUGGGGAUUCUGGAUGAAGUUGUGAACUCAGAUCCAACUGAAGAAGCAAUCAAAUUUGCCCAGAGAGUUCUAGGUCAACCUCUAGAAUCCCGUAGACUCUGCAACAAGCCAGUUCAGAGCUUGCCCAACAUGGAUACCAUUUUCAGUGACGCCUUCGUAAAGAUGCGGAAGCAGUACCCUGGGUGCCUUGCUCCAGAGACGUGUGUCCGUGCCAUCCAGGCCGCUGUGAAGUAUCCCUAUUCAGUGGGCAUCAAGGAGGAGGAGGAGCUGUUUAUGUACCUCCGGGAAUCAGGCCAGGCUCGAGCCCUGCAAUAUGCUUUCUUUGCUGAAAAAAAUGCAAAUAAGUGGUCAACUCCCUCUGGAGCAUCCUGGAAGACAGCGUCGGCACGGCCCAUCUCCUCUGUCGGUGUUCUGGGUUUGGGAACAAUGGGCCGAGGUAUUGCCAUUUCUUUUGCAAGGGCCAAGAUUCCUGUGAUUGCUGUGGAGUCAGACAGAAAGCAACUGGAAGCUGCAAACAGGGUGAUAACUUCCAUCUUGGAAAAGGAAGCCUCCAAAAUGCAGCAGAGUGGCCACCCUUGGUCGGUACCAAAACCCAGGUUAACGUCAUCCCUGCAGGAGCUCAGUGGUGUGGACUUGGUCGUUGAAGCGGUAUUUGAGGACAUGGCCCUGAAGAAGCGGGUGUUCGCUGAGCUGUCUGCCGUGUGCAAGCCAGAAGCAUUCCUGUGCACCAACACUUCAGCCCUGGACGUUGAUGAGAUGGCUUCCUCCACUGACCGUCCCCACAUGGUCAUCGGCACCCACUUCUUCUCACCAGCUCACGUCAUGAGGUUACUGGAGGUGAUCCCUAGCAAAUACUCCUCCCCCACCACCAUUGCCACUGUCAUGAACUUAUCCAAAAGGAUUAAAAAGGUUGGAGUGGUUGUAGGCAACUGUCACGGGUUUGUUGGGAAUCGAAUGUUGAGACCUUAUUACGAUCAGACGUACUUCCUGUUGGAAGAUGGCAGCAAGCCAGAGGAGAUAGAUCAGGUGCUGGAGGAGUUUGGUUUUAAAAUGGGACCUUUCAGGGUAUCUGACCUUGCUGGGUUGGAUGUGGGCUGGAGAAUUCGGAAGGGGCAAGGUCUUACUGGACCCGCGUUGCCUCCAGGAACUCCUGUCCGAAAGCGGAACAACAGGAGAUACUGCCCAAUUCCUGACAUGCUCUGUGAAUCAGGACGAUUCGGCCAGAAGGUUGGUAAGGGCUGGUAUCAGUAUGACAAGCCGCUGGGCAGGAUUCACAAGCCUGACCCCUGGCUUUCCAACUUUCUGUCACAGUACAGAGAAACCUACCACAUUGAACCUCGGGUCAUCAGCCAGGAAGAGAUCCUUGAGCGUAGCUUGUAUGCACUCAUCAAUGAAGCCUUCCGUAUCUUGGGAGAGGGGAUAGCCACCAGCCCAGAGCACAUCGAUGUUAUCUAUCUGUAUGGGUAUGGCUGGCCCAGGCACAGAGGCGGGCCCAUGUUCUAUGCUUCCACAGUCGGCUUGCCCAAGGUUCUGGAGAAGCUGGAGAAAUAUUACAGACAGAAUCCUGAUAUCCCUCAGCUGGAGCCCAGCGCCUAUCUCAAAAAACUGGCUUCCCAGGGAAACCCUCCUCUGAGAGAGUGGCAGCGCUUGGCAGGGCCCCCGAGCAGUAAACUGUGAUCCAGCCUCCCCGGUUACCUCGUGGCUGGCAUCAGCUGAUUCCCACUGAGUUCCAAUGAAGUUAAAUCCAAAGUUGAGAGUAAGAUUGCUCAGAGAUACAGGGCAAAAGGAGUAAUUUGUCAGCUAAUUUUAAGGAAUGUGCUUCCUAUUCCUUUGUAGCCAGUAAAUUCAAGGUUACACUUGUGUUAACCAAACACCAUAAUAAGAUAUGAUAAGAGAGCCUUGGGAAUCAGUUGAGGUUCCCAAGUGCUCUGAUCAUUGGAGAAAUAUGUCAUCAAUUAAUAAAUGAUAAGUGCAGCAAGUCAUCAACCAUUUGACCCUUUCAGCCUCGCACACAUAGUAUUGAUGGGGAAUCCUAUAGAUCAAAGAUUCGGUAAACACUGAGUGAGCAUCUCCCUGGCGUCUUCCCCCUCUGGGAGCACUUGGCAGAGCAGAGUCCGUGGGGCCAUCAAAGCGGCAGGGAAGCCCGUGCUGAAGUUCAGUGCGUGUUCUGUGUGGUGGAGCACAGAGGUGGCAGGGCAGAGGCAGCGGGGAGGGUCUCUAUGGCAGAUUUAAAUGUUCUAAGAUCAUUUAAUAAGAUAAGAUAAGGCAGAUUUAAAUGUUGUGGAAAUGGUGUAAUUCUAUGAUUACACUAAACACUAUUGAGUUGUAUCUUGAAAUGAGUGAAUUGUAGGUAUGUGCUUUAUAAAAUUGGAAUGACAUUGUUAUCACAUAAAAUGAUGUAAGUGAAUUAUUCUCACAAUUUUUUCACCUAUAAUCUCCCAUAAAAUUAUAAAAAGUUCUUGUGGUGAAAUCUUGAACAAAUGGAGUAUGAGCUUUUUCAUUGCAAACAAGUAAAUAAAGAAAAGCCAAUAAUA